AUGGACCGUCCCACUCACAGUCCAAGUUGUUCGCCCAGCAUCCAGUCGCUAAGAGAUCUGAGAGAUCGAUUCCUGCCCAGCAGAUCCUCGCCAAACCCGCAGGCGUCACUGGAUGCGGAGGUUGAAGACCACGAGAUCACUGAACAUGAGAUCAACGAUCCCUUGAAUCCUGACCAACCUUCCUACGUCGUUGUCGAUAAAACCUCCAAAAUGGAAUGUGUCGUCUGUCACAGCCGCCUCACUCAAGACAGAGGGGUUCAUUGUCCUGCCUGCGCUCGUGCGCUCCUCUACAAUGUCCGUACAGAACUCGCCAAGGUCUUACUCGAGAAGGAGGACCUUGGUCGCAAGGUGGAAGCCAUUGUUGGCCCUGAGCCAGAUCCCUCCAAACCACUCGACGAGGAGACCGCGGCAAUGAGAAGAGCAUGGCAAGCCCAGUGUAUCCGCAACGACACACAGCAGAUCCGGGAACAGACUGCAGAAGUGGAGCGCGUCCUGGCAGAAAAGCAAAAGGAACUUGAGGAGAAGAAAGCAAGAGCGCAAGCCAUGAGAGAAAAUAUAGCUCGGAAACGAGCCAAUAUUGCUGCUGCUGAAGAGGCCCUAGCCAGAGGCGAUAUCAAGAAGUACGAAGAACUCCGAGAAGCCUUCUACAAACAGAAAGCCCAGCACGACGCCGUUCACAACAAGGUUGUCGAAUCUAAAGCAGUCCUGUGUCGAAAGGCUGCCGAUCUGUUGAAAUUGCAACACACCAAGAAGAAGGCCAAAGACGGUACGAUUAAGGAUCGAUACACCAUUGCAGGUCUUCUGCUGCCGGAUUUGAGAGAAAUCAACAACAUGCGAUGUACUGAAUUGACUGCGGCCAUUGGAAACGCCACCCGACUCAUCAUGCUUUGUGCCUUCUAUCUUGGUAUCCGACUCCCGGCCGAAAUCACUCUUCCUCAUCCAGACUAUCCACUACCCACGAUCAAUACACCGCCCACUUCUUACCACGGCCAGCGCACCGCAUUCCCCGGUAGUGGCUCUAGCCUCUCGGCACCCGGCAGUCCGACUGCGUCUCGAAUGGACCUCAGCUCAUUCCCGCGCCCGCGCCCGCUCUUCAUCGGCUCGGACAAUCACGACGAAAUCGUUGCACAAUUUGCCAAAAAAGAACCACUUGCAUUCAGCUUCUUCUUGGAAGGCAUCUCACUUCUCGCUUGGAACAUUGCUUGGCUUUCCCGCUCCCAGGGCUUUCUUACAGGCACCGAGAGGUGGGAAGAUGUCUGUGCCAUCGGUCGCAACCUGUACCAGAUGAUCCUCGGUCCUCCACAGUCCGCGGCCACGUUCCGUGUCCUCACCCAGCGAGAUAUCCAAACCCGUCAACGCCGCUCUCAGAGCACGUCGUCGCCUACCCGAGAUGCCACCAUCAUCACUGGCCGUCUUGGUUCACAAUCCCAUACAUCCGCUCACACCCACCUCGGCCGAGCCUCUGACAACCAGAUUCCUGCCUGGCGUCUGGACAAAUACACUACGAUCGUCGACCCCCUGAAGAAAUAUCUACUGACGGAGAUGAACAAUGCGGAGUGGGAACUUCUGGAUGAACAGGAGUGGGAUGACGGCGGAGAGAAGAUGGACGAGGCGGUGUUCAUCAAGACCCGGGCAUUGGACGGGAAGGAGUACGAUGAUGCUAGAAGCAUCAUGACCACCACGACGACCACCAAAAUGGCUGGCACGGGUGGAGAUGAGGAAGGUGCCCGGGGCAAGGGCAAGAGUGGCUGGACCAAGGUUAAGAGCCGCGACAAGGCCUGA
Messenger RNA from Capronia epimyces CBS 606.96, 1782 nucleotides. RefSeq lists its product as uncharacterized. Gene Ontology annotation, cellular component: endosome; lytic vacuole. Lineage: Eukaryota; Fungi; Ascomycota; Eurotiomycetes; Chaetothyriales; Herpotrichiellaceae. The record is from RefSeq and is a predicted model, not a curated record. The transcript has 3 exons. Gene Ontology annotation, molecular function: SNARE binding. Gene Ontology annotation, biological process: SNARE complex assembly. The coding region runs from base 1 to 1782 and encodes 593 amino acids.